AUGAGAGAUCCAGAAUCCUGCAGAAUCAAACACACUGAAGAUACUGAAGAACUAACAGAACUGAUUGAAGAAAACAAGGAUAAUCAAGAACUGAGUGAAUAUGAGGAGAAACAUCAUGUCAAAAAACAACAUUUGAGUUGCUCUCAAACCAAACAGAAAGAUUUAAAGAAAAGAGCCAAGAAAUCUUUCACCUGCACUCAGUGUGGAAAGGGUUUGACACGCAAAAAAAGUCUUGAUGUUCACAUGAGAGUUCAUACUGGAGAGAAACCGUUCACUUGUGAUCAGUGCGGGAAGAGCUUCACACAAUCAUCAAACCUUAAAAAACACAUGAGAAUUCACACCGGAGAGAAGCUGCACACAUGUGAUCAGUGUGGGAAGUGUUUCACAGAAAAAGUACAACUUAAAAACCACAUGAGAAUCCACACUGGAGAGAAGCCGUAUGCAUGUGAUCAGUGCAGGAAGAGAUUCUCACGCGAAACAAGUCUUGAGAUUCACAUGAGAAUCCACACUGGAGAGAAGCCAUUCACCUGCGAAAAUUGCGGGAAGAGUUUCACACAAAAAAUACAUCUUAGGCAGCACAUGAGGAUCCACACUGGAGAGAAACCAUACCCAUGCGAUAAAUGUGGGAAGAGCUUCACGAAUUCAUCACACCUUAAGAGUCACAUGAGGAUCCACACUGGAGAGAAGCCGUUCAUGUGUGAUCACUGUGAAAAGACAUUCUCACACAAACAAAAUCUUGAGCAUCACAUGACAGUUCACACUGGAGUGAAGCCGUUCAUGUGUGAUCAGUGUGGAAAGAGUUUUGUGGACUCUUCAAAACAUAAAAGACACAUGAAAAUCCACACUGGAGAGAAGCCGUUCACGUGUGAUCAGUGCGGGAAUAGUUUCAAAGAAAAAACAGACCUUAAGAAACACAUGAGGAUCCACACUGGAGAAAAGCCUUAUGUGUGUGAUCAAUGUGGGAAGAGUUUUACGGAUUCAGAGUACCUUAAGAUUCACAUGAGGAUCCACACCGGAGAGAAGCCAUUUGUGUGUGAUCUGUGUGAAAAGAGAUUCUCAAUUAAAACUAGACUUCAAUUUCACAUGAGAAUCCACACUGGAGAGAAGCCAUAUGCAUGUGAUCAAUGUGGGAAGAGAUUCAGAAUCAAAUCAAGUCUUAAGCUUCACAUGAGGAUCCACACUGGAGAGAAGCCGUUCAUGUGUGAACAGUGUGAAAAGAGAUUCUCAAUUUUAAAAAAUCUUAAACAUCACAUGAGAAUCCACACCGGAGAGAAGCCGUUCACCUCUUAUAUGUGCUUUCAGUGUGAAAAGACUUUCAUUUCAGCGAAUCAGUUAAAACUGCAUGAGAGGAUUCACACUGGAGAAAAACCUUACAAGUGUUCACACUGUGACAAGAGAUUCAAUGUGUUAGGAAAUCUGAAAACACAUGAGAGGAUCCACAGCAGAGAGAAGCCGCACACGUGCGAUCAGUGCGGAAACAGUUUUGCUUAUAAAAGUCACCUAAAGCUACACAUGAAGAUCCAUGCAGUGGAGAAACCACUUAGCGGUUAAACCAAUUUGUUUCCUAACAGUCAUGAUGAGCGACAGGAUGUUGGUUGAUUGGUAUCUGUUAACUCCUGUUCACACCAGCACGACUGUCCGGAGCAAAAAUGCAGUCUGAUUUUCACAUGAGA
Molecule: messenger RNA, 1673 nt
Organism: Sinocyclocheilus rhinocerous
Lineage: Eukaryota; Metazoa; Chordata; Actinopteri; Cypriniformes; Cyprinidae
Product: gastrula zinc finger protein XlCGF57.1-like
Exons: 4
Coding region: 1-1551 (516 amino acids)
Biological process (GO): regulation of transcription by RNA polymerase II
Molecular function (GO): DNA-binding transcription factor activity, RNA polymerase II-specific; RNA polymerase II cis-regulatory region sequence-specific DNA binding
Source: RefSeq, a predicted model, not a curated record